AUGGAUACGGUGGCUAAGAAGAUUCAGUCCGCCAAGAGCGAGCUGGACGAAGCAUUUACCAGCCUGCUAGCAGGCUUCGAGUCUGCGGAAGUUUCUGAACUCAAACGGAAACUGGAGCGAACCGAUGAGGACCUAGUCCUUGUGAACAAGCGGCUCGACCAGGCGCAAGAUAGUGCCGCCGCGGUGGAGACCCUCAGGGGUGAGCUUGCCCAAGCCAAGGAGCAAGUGACGGUAAGCAAGGCGGCCGCUGACAAAGUGGCUGCGGAUUUAACGGCCGAACAGGCCGCCCGGCUAUGUUUUGAAGAAUGGGUGACCGAGGUGGAGCAGGAGCUCAAGGACGCCGCCCAUAAGUGCGAGUCCUAA
This is a messenger RNA of Aegilops tauschii subsp. strangulata, 363 nucleotides long. Lineage: Eukaryota; Viridiplantae; Streptophyta; Magnoliopsida; Poales; Poaceae. The record is from RefSeq and is a predicted model, not a curated record.